AUUAUCAGGUUCUGCAAGAUUAUAGAUCCGUUUCUGUGAUUUUUGCUCCAAUUUGAAAAAAAACCCUAGCAGAAUAUUCGAUUUUGUUCUUGAUUUUGCUUGGUAAUUGGUAAUUGUUUCGGGUUUGAAUUAGUUUCCGAAUUUCUGUUCUUUUACUUGAUUAAAGAAAUAAAUUGGGAUCGGAGGGAGAAGACGGUGAGGGAUUCGCCAGCCGGGGAUGGGUAUUUGCACUUCCAAACCCUUUAUAGAACCCAAUGAUUCCAGGAAUGAUCAGCCGGCGGAAAGUUCUGUUCCGGCGAAGGAGAAACUGGAGAACGGCGAGAAUCAGAGCUGCCACACGAAUGUAAAGAAGGGGGAAGUUGAGGCCGGCAAGAAGUCUCCGUUGUUCCCGUUUUACAGUCCGAGCCCGGCGCACUACCUGUUCUCUAAGAAGUCUCCGGCGAGAUCUCCGGCGAAUGGCCCUAGCUCCAACUCCACGCCGAGGAGAUUUUUCCGGCGGCCGUUCCCUCCGCCGUCCCCUGCCAAGCACAUCCGAGCUGUUCUUGCACGAAGGCAUGGCUCUGUGAAGCCGAACGGGGCUGCAAUUCCAGAAGGGGCAGAGCCAGAGGGGGGUCGACUGGACAAAAGUUUUGGGUUUUCAAAGAAUUUGGGAACCAAGUACGAGCUUGGAGAGGAGGUUGGCCGAGGGCAUUUUGGGUAUACUUGUAGGGCUAAGUUCAAGAAGGGCGAGCUGAAGGGUCAAGAUGUUGCAGUCAAGGUCAUCCCCAAAGCAAAGAUGACAACUGCUAUUGCCAUUGAAGAUGUCAGAAGGGAGGUGAUAAUAUUGAGAGCAUUGACUGGACAUAACAACCUAGUACAGUUCUAUGAUGCAUAUGAAGACAAUGAUAAUGUCUACAUAGUAAUGGAGCUUUGUGAAGGAGGGGAGCUUUUGGAUAGAAUAUUGGCAAGAGGUGGAAAAUACACAGAAGAUGAUGCAAAAGUUGUGUUAGUACAGAUAUUAAAUGUCGUGUCCUUUUGUCAUUUACAAGGUGUAGUGCACCGGGACCUCAAGCCUGAGAAUUUUUUAUUCACUUCCAAGGAUGAAAACGCAGUCCUGAAAGCCAUAGAUUUUGGAUUGUCUGAUUUUGUAAAGCCAGAUGAAAGGCUGAAUGAUAUUGUUGGGAGUGCCUAUUAUGUUGCCCCUGAAGUCCUACAUAGAUCUUACAGUACAGAGGCUGAUGUUUGGAGCAUUGGUGUCAUAGCAUAUAUUCUGUUGUGUGGCAGUCGUCCGUUUUGGGCUCGGACUGAAUCCGGUAUCUUUCGGGCUGUCCUAAAAGCUGAUCCGAGUUUUGAAGAACAACCCUGGCCUACCCUCUCUCCUGAGGCAAAAGACUUUGUCAAGCGUUUGUUAAAUAAGGAUCCACGCAAAAGAAUGACUGCAGCUCAAGCCUUGAGUCAUCCUUGGAUAAAAAACAGUAGCAACCCAAAAGUCCCUUUGGAUAUACUAAUAUUCAAACUAAUGAAGGCUUACAUGAAAUCAUCUGCUCUGAGGAAAGCUGCUUUGCGGGCUUUAUCCAAGACCUUGACUGUGGAUGAGCUUUUUUAUUUGAAGGAGCAGUUUUCUCUGUUGGAACCUAGCAAAAAUGGCACCAUAUGUUUGGAAAAUAUUAAAACGGCACUGAUGAAGAAUGCAACAGAUGCCAUGAAAGAGUCACGCAUCCAUGAUUUACUUCCAUCGCUCAAUGCACUACAGUACAGGAGGAUGGACUUGGAGGAGUUCUGCGCAGCCACAUUGAGUGUUCAUCAACUUGAGGCUCUUGAUCGUUGGGAGCAACAUGCACGCUGUGCCUAUGAAAUCUUUGAAAAGGAUGGGAAUCGGGCAAUCAUCAUUGAAGAACUAGCUUCGGAACUUGGUCUUGGUCCUUCUGUUCCUUUGCAUGCUGUCUUGCAUGACUGGAUCAGGCACACUGAUGGAAAGCUAAGCUUCCUGGGUUUCGUGAAAUUGUUACGUGGGGUGUCGAGUCGCACGCCCCCAAAGGCUCAAUGACACUAUCUGUGGACUUACAUUGACAUGAUAAGUAAAGAUAUAAUACAGUGUGACACCCACAAGUUGUCAAAAAAUGCCCACUCUCUAUGACAAAAAAAAAGAGGCCCAGAUUGUAAGUAGACUGUUCUUGUUGCCGCUAUGCAGCGCCAUUGUUUCCACUCGAGCAUUCUUGGCGUAUUGAAGGGUCCGCCGUGGUUUGACCUUUGUUUGAACUGUUUGGUAGUGUUCCUUGGCUGGUUAGUGGACUCUUUGCUGUAUCAUUGUAAUAUAUGUAUAUCCCCAUGGAAUGAGUUGUUUCACACUUUAUUCACCAUGUGGUCUCUUCUGUGUGCAAAAAGGGGGUUGAUGAUAUGUUGUACCAAGUGUUGUGAUUCAAUCAAUAUGAGCUAAAUGGUGUAAUCUCUCAAUGGGUCCUCUGCCCAUACCCUUGUGUGGUUGCAAAUCACUAGUUUUUGGAGCUUAAGAAAUGUAUUAUCAUUGU
Molecule: messenger RNA, 2507 nt
Organism: Cuscuta campestris
Lineage: Eukaryota; Viridiplantae; Streptophyta; Magnoliopsida; Solanales; Convolvulaceae
Source: the annotation of a GenBank genome assembly